Messenger RNA from Eremothecium cymbalariae DBVPG#7215, 492 nucleotides. RefSeq names its product peptidylprolyl isomerase ESS1 (gene ESS1). Gene Ontology annotation, molecular function: protein binding; peptidyl-prolyl cis-trans isomerase activity. Bases 1 to 492 code for a protein of 163 amino acids. NCBI's taxonomy places the organism in Eukaryota, Fungi, Ascomycota, Saccharomycetes, Saccharomycetales, Saccharomycetaceae. Gene Ontology annotation, cellular component: cytosol; nucleus. The record is from RefSeq and is a predicted model, not a curated record. The transcript has a single exon.
AUGUCUGUGGAUAAUGGGCUAUCGGAGCCAUGGGUUGUGAAAUUUAGUAAGUCGCGGAAACGUGAGUACUUCUUCAACCCAGAGACAAUGCAGUCCCAGUGGGAACUUCCAGAGGGUACAGAUAGUGCCAAGUUGGAGCAGUACUUAGUUGAGAACCCAUUGAAGGUUAGGUGUUUGCACCUGCUCAUCAAGCAUGAUGGGUCUCGUAGACCUUCAUCGCACCGCAAUGAAACCAUUACACUUACUAAGGAGGAAGCUCUGAAGGAGUUGGAGAAGUACGCAGAACGGUAUGAAAAUGGGGAGAAGUUUGAGGAUCUUGCCCAUGAGAGGAGUGACUGUUCGUCUUACAAGAGGGGAGGUGAUUUAGGGUUUUUUGGCAGAGGCGAAAUGCAGCCUGGGUUUGAAAGGGCUGCUUUCAGUUUAAAAGUGGGUGAAGUGAGCCAAGUUGUAGAAUCUGAGAGUGGUCUUCACCUGAUCAAGCGUGUUGGUUAA